Spodoptera littoralis (African cotton leafworm) is the source of this 1647-nucleotide messenger RNA. The record is from the annotation of a GenBank genome assembly. Lineage: Eukaryota; Metazoa; Arthropoda; Insecta; Lepidoptera; Noctuidae.
AUGGUUUGCAAAGAGGACGUGGUAUCAUGGUUUAAAGAAUUGGAAAGCUAUAAACGCAUAGACGCGAUGUGUACGUUAUUAAAUAUGUGUUUGCCAUUUGAACUACGUUUCAUUGGCACAUACCUAGAGGAGCUGGGUAAGCGGGACUUUCAGGAGUUGCGUGGUGCUGAACUGAGAGCCAACAACCCCACAGACCUGGCUGCGGACAUUGGAGGCGCCAACACAGACCCUAGGACGCGGCGGAAAAUGGCCUUGUACGUGUCGUUGCUGCGUUCGUGUAAUUUCGCGUGUGCUACCACAUUGUACAAUGCCAUGGUCAGUUUGGAGCAGAGUGGGUUGUUGAAAGGCUUGUACGGUGAUCUCCUCGAAGAAAUUUUACUUCUGUACACAAUGGCGUUACAUCAUCCGGCGUUUACAUUUGAUCAAAAAUCGCAUUUUGGUGAAAUACUAGAGAAAUUAAAAAUGGAAGACCAGAGGAUACAAUUUCCAGAGCCACAAGAUCAUAUAAACGUAGUACCAGUGAGUGCAUGCCAUACACAAUCUAAUAUCACGGGCAACAUGACAAUCCCACCACCUAACUUGUCUAGCUUGGGGCCACCGCCUGGUAUUGUGUUUGUCAAAACACCUGGGGUGCAGCCGCCUAGUACAGACACAGUGCCUGAACUCAGCUCUCCGCCAGUUCUGACAGGAGCUGGGGGAGUAGUGCAAAUGUUGGGUGAAGUACCUCACCCACCUCCUGGUCUACCGAUGCCACAAUACAAUAUGGGAGACUACAUAGGACACAAUGCAUGGCCUGCAAAUAUCAUAGUGUCACCUAUAAAUCAACCACUUGAAGUAAUAAAUUACACGGCUGCUAGUGGUGCGCCGACGUCGCCCCUAGUGUCGUCGCCGGGCGACAGUCGCGCCGCGUCGCCUCGCUCGCGCCGCCGACUGUCGAGGGACCGCUCGCCGCCUCCCCCGCCAGUCGGACCGCCCGACCAGCCUCCACUGCCGCACCAACUUGCCGCCAACUUUGAAAACAUGUCUGUCGCCGAGGUGGGUCACUCUCCGCAGCAUCGCGGUCCAUUCACCGUGUUUGCAGCAGGACUUCUUCGCCACAGACAGCCUUCUGCAUUAACGCGGUUUUCGAAUGAGAUGCGUCAUAAUAUUGGUGACGAUCGAUUAAGAGAACUGAACAUGGUGGUACAUCAGCAGCAAUAUAGAUCAUUGGAGAAGCUAAACGGCGUGCGACGACUGACCGGUCCGUACUGCGCGGCGACACGCUCGUCGUCCGACAGCGGGUCGAGCGCCGCGUCGUCCCCGCCCGACACGCCGGCGCCACCGCAGCGCCGCGCCACGCCGUCUGCGCCGCCUCCAAUUCCAUUCCUUCAGUACCCGCGGCCCUUCGGGUACCCGACGCCGCCGCCCACAUACCGCCAGCCGCCGCCACCGUUCGCCAACGGCGAGCCGCCUCCGUACCCGGCGGCGGCGCCGUACGCCGGUUUCGUGUCGGUGCUGUACGCGCCGCCGAAGCUAUCGUGCUGGAACUGCGGCGCGGCGGGGCACGCGGGCCACGAGUGCAAGGAGCCCAGUAUGGAGGAGAUGACGCGCGCGGGCGGCUACCAGUUGGACUUUGGCGGCGCGCCGCCCGAGCCGAGCGACAAGUAG